Manihot esculenta (cassava) is the source of this 504-nucleotide messenger RNA. RefSeq lists its product as uncharacterized. The transcript has a single exon. Lineage: Eukaryota; Viridiplantae; Streptophyta; Magnoliopsida; Malpighiales; Euphorbiaceae. Bases 1 to 504 code for a protein of 167 amino acids. The record is from RefSeq and is a predicted model, not a curated record.
AUGUCUCCCCUGCAGCUUUUCUACAUCUUCAUUGUCACGGCGAUGUUCGCACCGAUCCAAGCCAUUCAAUACCAACUUAUCAACAAUGCCACCGGAACGCCCGGUGGAACGAGAUUCGAGUACGAAAUCGGAAUCCCCUGUAGCAAGCAAACCCUAGAGUUUGCCACAAAUUUCAUAUGGCAAACCUUCAAGCAAAAUGAAGGUGAUAGAAAGAAUUAUGAAGAGGUGACAAUGGUGGUGCAAAGCUUUGUUGGGGCAGCAGCCUAUGUUAAUUCCAACACCAUUAACGUCAAUUCAGAUUAUAUAGCAAAUUAUCAAGGAGAUGUGAAGAAUGAAGUUAUUGGACUUCUGUAUCACGAGACCACUCAUGUCUGGCAGUGGUUUAGCAACAAUGAAGCACCCAGUGGCCUUAUUGAGGGAAUAGCUGAUUAUGUGAGGCUAAAAGCUGCAUUGGCUCUGAUAACCGCUGGAUUUCUUAACCCCGAACCAGGGCCUCGACCAUAG